Sitodiplosis mosellana (orange wheat blossom midge) is the source of this 3083-nucleotide messenger RNA. RefSeq lists its product as uncharacterized. The transcript is spliced from 2 exons. NCBI's taxonomy places the organism in Eukaryota, Metazoa, Arthropoda, Insecta, Diptera, Cecidomyiidae. Bases 1005 to 2384 code for a protein of 459 amino acids. The record is from RefSeq and is a predicted model, not a curated record.
ACAGUACGAAGUGUACGUCUCUGAUUAUGCAUCCUCCACUCACAACAAUUUGACUUGCGAAUUAUGAUUGGGUUGCGUUCCAUUUUACGUUUUCGAUUGCUCAUACAUUUCUUGUCACACUUUAUGACCCAAUACAUUCAACACAUAAUCGAUGUUCACUGCUCGUCAAAGUGUGUCCGUCCAUGUGAAUGUGUUUCAAAACAAGCAGCAGAAUAUGUGCAGACAGUUGACACUUUGAAUUUGUAGCUAACUGUGAUGUGCAUUUGAAACACAGCAAACUACGGGCCAUACAAGCGUAGACAGCAAAGGAUUGAAUGAGAUUAUGUAUUGAGGGCAAGAGGGAGAAAGGGAGAGAGAGAAUUUGGAGAGUGUGCUCUUUGGUAGCUAAUCAACGAUGUAGAUUUCAAGUCCCAUUUCAAAUGCGCACAAGAACAUUGACUUUGAUUUUGUGAUUGUGCCUGUGCUGUGUAUUCAAUUCAGCGUGUACUGCUGCGUGCUCUGUGUAAGACGAACUCUAUGUGAGAUAAACCGCACGGAAAACUAAAUAUUGUUGUGUUUUUUUUCGCUUCCAACUAUAAAAUCAGUGUGACAAGCGCAAAGCCUCCUUGUAUAUUCAAGUAACGCACACUUUUUCAUUUCAAACACAGUCUCGUUCAGAUUUUUUUGCUGUUUUGGAUUACCGUAUGAUAGACAAACGCUCCAAAAACUCAGUUAGCGUGAAUGUAUUUGUGUGGCUAUCAACAAUCGAUCGCAUUUCGUUGCUGUUGUGAAAUGUUAGUCAGACCAAAAAAUCGAUUGACACAGUGUCGCUCUUCUCCAUCGCUAUACACAUGUGUUUGCAACGCUUUUCGUUGACAAUACAACAUUUCGAUCGGAUUGUACAUUGAACCAAUGCCAAAUUUAAAGUGAAUAAUUCGUUGCAAUAACCAUAAUCAUUUCGGUUGACGUAGUGGCAAUAACAAAAUACUGCAAUAAAACACGGUGAAUGUGUGUUGUGUGUGAAAAUGAUUGACAAUUUGAUCGGAUAUCUGAGCAAACGUCCGAUUGCGCCGAUUUUGCAAAGCUCAGCGGAAAAAGAUGAUUUGAGGGCGCUGAAAUUGAUGAGUGUCAUCGAUUAUUACACCGAACAGCGAACGUUGUACGCAAAAAUGACGCAUCAACCGAAAUUACAACAUCAUCUACAGGAUUUUCAUUCGUAUGCCAACUUCAAAUAUUAUGAUUGUCAAGUGAACAGCGCCAUUGGCAAACGCUUACUACAAUGUAAAUUUUGUGAACUCGUCGCACCGUACGCUUUGGUGUUGAUCCACAUGGCGAUCAAUCACAAUAAUCACAUCAGCACAAAAACCUGUGCGUAUUGCAAUCGCCUAGAUAUUGUUGCCCAUGUUAAAGAUGAAUCGCUGCAAAAUUGCUACAACAAGUAUUUGAAGACAUUCGGCUUACGACCAGAAACCAUCAUCACCGAAGUCACCGUCGAAUUCUACAAAUUGUUGAGAGACCUUGCGAAAAGUCUCGGCGUGAUUGUUGCUCGAAAUGACACAUUCGCUGGCAUUGGAUACGCUCGAAUCGAGCCGGUUAUUCGAAAAAUUCCAAAUUUCCCAAGAACUUGCAAAGUUUUUUCGCCGAAAAACAGCUCAAAAGUUAUGGAUAACGAUCAACUCGACGAAUAUUUCGAAAUGGUGAUGGGUUUUAUGCUCGGUGGCAACGGGAUAUCGCGCCUGAUUCAGAAUACCACAAGCAACCAAGGUGACACCGCUGAUGACACAAUUGUCAUUCUCAGCGAUGACGAUGACGACAACCAGGAAAAUGGAAACAAUCCACAACGGCCAACAAAUCAUGCUGUCAAUACAAUCCUGCCGAAUAUUGUGGUGAAAACUGAGCAAAUGGACAUCGAAAAUGAGCCGUUGGCAAGUAACGAGACAGAUGCAAAUCUGCCGCCCGAGCCAGUGAUAAGGCCUAUAGUUGUACAAGUUCGUGAUGAAACACCGCGUCGUGCCGAACAAUCACCUCAAUUAUUACGAUUGGAAAACGAAUCACAGCCACCACAAGCUGGACCACCACCACCACCACCACCACAGAUUGGAACGCCACACACUGGACUACCACAGAUUGGAACGCCACCAAACAAUGCGACCACCGCUGAACGCACGGUAACGGAGGCAGAUAUUCAGAAAGAAAACACCGGACAACCAGCAAACGCAGUUCCACCGAAAAUGGAAGUGCCCGAAAUGCGCAUCAAAUUGGAUCCAGGCGCUGACGAUUUUGGCCGUUAUGUCGCGAAUCGACUAUCUGGUCUGAUGAACCCAAUCAAGCGUCGCAAGCUUGAGCUUCGAAUUCAACAGAAUAUCGUUGACAUCGAACGCGAAGACAUUGAAGCAAUCGAAUGAAUCGAUCGAGGAAAUAAUUUACCCUAUUAAAAUUAAGAUUUCAUUAAUAUUCAUUUGAAAUGAAUUACCAUUUAGAAUUAGGAUUAGGAUUAAGAUCAUUCAGUUAUUCUGAUGUGCACCAACUUUGCACACAAAUUACCGGUGGCAAAAACAAACAUUUCAUUUUCGAUGGAAUACUCACAAUUUGGAUCAAACAUUUUUUUUCCCACAUUUUUACACUGUAUUUCUAUGGAAUACUCGACGAGAGGAAAGACUUAACAACAACAACAAUAGCACCGAAAACCAGUAAUAUUCAUAUCAUUAAUUUUUAUAAACUUCCGUUUUACAUUUUAAAUUGUCGACGAAAAAAAAAUAUCAUCUCUAAUUUAGCUAAUGAUUAAGAUAAACACAAAACUGUACCACAUUGAUAACACAUUGAAUUUCCAUGAAAUUUUGUCAAAUUUUCCGGCACUUCAAACAACAUGAAUAACGACAAGAAAAAACAGUAAGAAAAAGUGACGUUGGAUAAAAAAAAACAAUUCCUUUAAUUGUUUAUCAUCUACAUAGAACAAAAAUCCCCCGACUACAAACAAUGAACAUUGUUGAAUUGAAAACGAAUUAUUCAGAAGAAGAAAAAAAUAAAAUCGGUUAAAUGAAGAUAAAAAAAAACAAAAACAACUUUUUGAAUAAAGUAAAUCAGCAACUUUUGUAAUGAGUAAA